AUGAUAACUAUUUGCUUUUCUGCCUAUUUCUGUUCAUAUCUAUCUAUCUAUCUAUCUAUCUAUCUAUCUAUCUAUCUAUCUGUGAAAUAUACAUAUUAUUCUGAUGUAUUUAUAAUUUUCUUUUACAACACAAGUUCUUUAGCUGACAAGCGCUGUUAUAACAUGAGUUCGGAGUUCGGAGUUCGGAGAUCAGAACGCAGAAGAGGCGGCUUGUUGGAAUUUGCUGGUGUGGUCUGUUGGUUGCCCUGUGUCAAGAAGACCGAUCCGAGCCAAGAGAUAGAAAUAGAACCCGUACGAAUCCAGAUAACUUCGUCAACAAGGCUGCGAGAAGGCAGACUGCUAUAUCGUAGGGUGCAGACGAAGAUCCACGAAUUACCUCCCUUAGAUCAGCCGAAAUUGUUUAGGCAGAAAUUUUCCUACUCUCUCUCUCUCUCUCUCUCUCUCUCUCUCUCUCUCUGUAACUUUCCGACCCAAACGAGUGAAUCUCGUUACGACAUUUUGUACUCGUGUAAAUUCUUCGGUAGAGAUAUAAAAAACAGUGGCCUAAAUAGGGCCCUUUGUACAGGAACAGGAGUUGCUUUUUUUUUUCUUUUUCAUGUGUUUGCGGCUACGACAAGAAACUUUUGCUGCAUGAAUAGUGAUUUCCUUUCAGCGAAAUACCCAACCAUUCCCUCCCCUUUCCACCGGAUCGUUCUGGAGAGAUCGAUACACUGCUGUUAG
This is a messenger RNA of Acanthosepion pharaonis, 720 nucleotides long. The record is from the annotation of a GenBank genome assembly. NCBI's taxonomy places the organism in Eukaryota, Metazoa, Mollusca, Cephalopoda, Sepiida, Sepiidae.